Messenger RNA from Gadus chalcogrammus (walleye pollock), 6712 nucleotides. It is a transcript of the gene nup35, whose product is annotated as nucleoporin 35. The transcript has 9 exons. NCBI's taxonomy places the organism in Eukaryota, Metazoa, Chordata, Actinopteri, Gadiformes, Gadidae. The coding region runs from base 3726 to 4643 and encodes 305 amino acids. Gene Ontology annotation, molecular function: structural constituent of nuclear pore; phospholipid binding; single-stranded DNA binding. The record is from RefSeq and is a predicted model, not a curated record. Gene Ontology annotation, cellular component: nuclear membrane; nuclear pore central transport channel; nuclear pore nuclear basket. Gene Ontology annotation, biological process: nuclear pore organization; regulation of DNA-templated transcription; NLS-bearing protein import into nucleus.
CUCCAACAGCUGGCGUUAUCGUUGCGGGACAAGGGAAGUGCUUUAGAAACUGCCGUAAAGCAGUACCUCUGACAGUAUUACAGUGUGUGACGUCAUCGCAUGUUUUUAACGCCUUUUUAGAACAGAUACGUGACCUUAAAAAAUGCAAUAUUCAGCUGAGUUUAUUAUCUUAGCCCCACCCUUUGAUAGCAACUUUAAAAUUACUUGACAAAAAAAUUACAUCGUGAGAAAAGUGGAUUCUGAGGAUAAAACCCCGUUGGCUCCCAUUCAUUCUGGACUCGCCUACGAGCGCCCCGCGUGGUCAAAGAUUAUUACUGCAACCAGUCCAGAAAACCGGAACUAACCCGCGAGUGCCAGUUCUCCUCAUAUUAGACAUUAGCUGUGUUCGAAAUCGUUCCCUAUACACUCGUUCCCUAUUCCCUAUAUAGUGUACAUGAUUUAGUGCACUAUAUAGGGAAUAGGGAACGAGAAUUCGGACACUACGCUGAACAUUUCUAAACGUCAUUUGCGUCAGUAAAUGCGCCGGGUAUUUGUGUGACGCAGACAGAUGCGCCCACAUCAUGUAAACAUACCAGGCACUCACGAGGAAAGCUGGAGGUUGUAUUGAUGUUGAAUGUUACAUUUCCUUGUUCAAGUAUUUUAUUAAUUUUGAAUGUUAAAUAUUCUAUGUUAAAUCCCAAAUAAAUUGUUGACAUUUCUAAACGAAAGCCGGAGACUCCAUCAUUAAAUGUAUUAGUUUUCGCGGUUAUUCAGCUUCUUCUUCUCCUCCGGAAAAACACGACCGCAUUGCAUUGUGGUAUACGGGAGUAACAUGUAGGGAACAUCGUAUGUACCCUAUUUUAAGUCCACUAUAUAGUGCCCUAUAUAGUGGACCACUGAGAAUUCGAACACCCUACAAAAUGGCGUGCACCCUAUUUAGUGCACUACAUCCAUGAUAGGGAACGAUUUCGAACACAGCUAUUCUCUGAUGGUAUGCUGGUACGAACGACCAGCUUCAGCGAGAACGUGACGUAUUUCCCUUGCUCCAGCCUUCCAGUUUAUCAUUUGUGUUUCUGUCGAGCCACGAGGGGGAGUAGUAGCAGGCUAGUCAUCAUUAGCAACAUAGCCUCUUUAGCAAACCUGUUGGAAAACACAACUUUACAUUGAAUUGCACGCAAAGCAUGACCGUGCAAUGCAUAACUUGGUGACCGGAUUAAAGCAGCAAUGAAAUCCAGUGUGUAAGAGGAUUUAAAAACGACAUUAAAACCUCCAACGUGGUACCAAAACAAAGAAAAUGCAUCUCAACCCCCAUUAACUAUGGGCGCAGCCAUCUUCUUUACAAGUUGUACGGGACUCUCUAAAUCGGGGACUCUCUAAAUCGACGCCACUUCGACCUGGGCGGGACUUUACGUCCUACGUCACUCGCUAUGGGUUUGCAUGUGUGCGCGUAGCCGUUUGUCUCAGGGAUCUGUGCACGAACUCCCUUGCACUACAGAUUACGAGCGUCAGUGUCGUACGCGAUGGAGGGUGGGUGACAUUCCUACAGUCUGUGAUGAUAGGCUAUAUUUCUACAAAUGACUUACUAUUACUAGCGAUUAACAUGACGAAACAACACGAACUAAGCUAACAUUAGACUAUAGCCAUACCAGAUAACGCCAUACCAGCUAACCCUAACUAUUUAUUAUUAAACUCUGAACCAUUUUGCAACAGGCAACUGUGUGUUGGUGCGUCUUAAUGCUUCCCAAGUCUGCGUCUGCAUCUUUCCCACUCCUGGCUAAUAGUUUCAGCUUUUGUACUGUAUAUCAGAAAUGAUCACCCUGUACCACACUGCUGACUUGUUGAUGUUUUGUGAGCACUCACGCAUUUCUCUAGGUAUCUUAAGUUUCCUACUGGAGUCAUCAAAACUUUGGACUUUGUUAUUGUAAGAAAUAUUGUGUUGCAAAAACACUUUGUGUCUUACCCUUAGCGUUACCCUAACCUUAACCCCAGUAACAUUUCUUCAUCAUAAACUACAAGUUACGCAAAAUGGCAUACAAACAUCCAGUCCAAUAUGAAAGAAAAAAGCUAGCUUCAUUAAGGAAUCGAACCCCUUAUCCCCGCGUUAACGAGUUGUUCUCUGACCACUAACCCAUCAGGUCUUAGUACAUGCGAUUCAAGAGUUAACCACUUGACAAUCUUUCAACUUCGGUUGCCUAGAAAUUGUAAAGACAGUGAUGUGUGUACAUUGUGCGAGUAUCCGUCACUCGCGAUGUGUGUGCAGUCCAAAAUGAAAGAAAAAACCUUGCAUCACUAGGGAAUCGAACCCCCAAUCAUCAGUUGGUCGUUGCUAACUGUAAACAAAGAGAUCGCAUUUAGUUUAACUGCUAACUAACAAACGGGUUUAUGCGUUCACUGAACAAAGAUUAUGGAAAUAAAAGACCACUUUUCCAUCAGAAAAAUCAUCAGAACCGUUAUUACCAACCCAUAGACACUAAAGUGCUAGAGCACCCCCUAGAUUGGCCAUAGCACCCCCAUAGCACCCCCAAGAAAAUAAUGGUUUAUUUAUGAUUGUUAUUUAAUUUCAUUCUGAGUUCUUAAUAAAAUGUAUUGUGUGAUAAUAAUAUUUUAAUCACAAAAGAAAAUAACAGAUUGAAAUAAACAGAUUGUUCACGUAGCACGACACAGACACGUUGCGUGCGUGAACGUGAUUGUUCAAUGAGUAGGCUAGUAGGCUAGUAACAGUAAUCCUGGCGAUCGGUCAAUUUUAAGUCAAGCGUUCACAAAAUCACGAAAAUGGAUCGGCUCUUUUUGAAAGCAUUUCUGACUCUUUGCCUGUUUAAGUUAAUUCUAUCUGACAUUCUAAUCUGCCGUCUUUAGUUAGAAGUGUAUUGAACUUGGUAUGUUUAGUUUAAUUUGUCGCUCAUGGUAGUGGUGACCUGGUAGUCAUCUGGCGCAAACUUUAAUCCACACACUGAAGUAAGUGAAGUAUUUGGGAUUACGUUAUCUAUAACAUGCUGCAUCCAUUUUGACCGUCGGAGAUGAACGCGGCUUUGUGCGCGUCCGUCAGAAGUAGCCUAAUGUCCUAAUCGAUCGUAAUAAUACGAUCGAUUUGAAUGGCGCUUUUUAUGUACCCCAAAGACCCGUUAGAGAGCAAACGUGUAAACAUAUGUGACGAUAUGGUGGGGAGGUGUUGUAGCAUAGAAAAAUGCGACUCAUAUGCUAUCACCGUAAUUUCAUAGCACCCUCAGUAAAACGCUGAGCACCCCCAUAGCACCACCAGAAAAAAAUCUCUGGCGCCGCCACUGAUGCACACCCAUCGCGAGUGACGGCUAUGCGCACACAUGCACACCCAUAGCGAGUGACGUAGGACGUAAAGUCCCGCCCAGGUCGAAGUGGCGUCGAUUUAGAGAGUCCCCCAAAGGGAUAGCAGCAUAAUAUCGUCCCUGACCCGUGACGACUUCCUCUUCCGCUGAGAACCUCUGGAAAAAGCAUUAUUGCCUUCACUUUUAACUUUGAUUAAACACUUUAACUGUACACUUCAGUCAUUUAAUUUAACAUCACCUAUUAUCUACUGGAGACACGGUCUCGUUGGAAGGACUCGUUCUGUUUUCAGCGGAUAGCCACUGUCACUGCGUUAGCAUCGUUAGCCUAGCAGCUAGCCGCCGCCGGUCUAGUCCUCAGUUUGAAUCCGCCCGCCUGGAGGAGACACACAUCGCCCGGAGGAGACACACCGCCUGGAGGAGACUCACGUUCCUGUCCUUAGAGAGAUGGACCUACAAGGGGGUUCUGAGCCCAUGUCCCUGGGCUCCCCCACGUCCCCCAAGCCCGGGCCUGGAGCCCAGUUCCUGCCUGGUUUCCUCAUGGGUGACCUGCCGGCUCCAGCCAGCCCCCAGCCUCGGUCCUUCAGUCUGUCUGCUCCAGGGUUGGAGCCCAGGACUCCGCUCCACUCCGCAGGCUCCACCCCUCAGCCCAUCCUUCACACUCCAAAGGACAAGAGUGGAGCACCGCCGGCCCGCAGUAUCUAUGACGACCUGACCGCCUCUGGGGCCACACCCAUCAACCUCUACAGACAGCCCUUUACAGGUUUCCAGUCCCCUAUGUCUGGACAUCAAGCUCCUGGCUCAGUAGGGGUGUUAUCGCCAGCUCAGGUGGAUCCCUUCUACAGUCAGGGGGAGGCGCUGUCCUCUGAAGACCAGCUGGACCAGACGUGGGUCACUGUAUUCGGGUUUCCUCCUGCUUCUGCCUCCUACAUCCUGCUGCAGUUCUCCCAGUACGGCAACAUCCUUCACCACACGAUGUCUUCUCCGGGGAACUGGAUGCACCUCCAGUACCAGUCCAAGCUGCAGGCCAGGAAGGCACUGUCUAAGGAUGGCAAGGUGUUCGGAGACUGCAUAAUGGUGGGGGUUAAACCCUGCAUAGACAAGAGCGUGAUGGAGGGUUUGGACCGGGCCUCCACCACCAGCUCUGUGUGUACUCCCCAUCAGCUCCCCUCCACCCCUCUCCACCUCUCAUCCUCUCACAACCAUUCCGCCCUCCUCCCCUCCACUCCACGCUCCUCCAUGAGGCCGCUGAGUGCUGCCUACAAGGCUUCUAGUAGUGACUACCAGGUUGUGGCCGACAAACUGACACCCAGGAAAGAUGAUACCUUUGUGUCUAAAGCUAUGGAGUACAUGUUUGGCUGGUAGCUGUGUGUGUGUGUGUGUGUGUGUGUGUGUGUGUGUGUGUGUGUGUGUGUGUGUGUGUGUGUGUGUGUGUGUGUGUGUGUGUGUGUGUGUGUGUGUGUGUGUGUGUGUGUGUGUGUGUGUGUGUGUGUGUGUGUGUGUGUCCUUUUUUAAUCUGAUAUGGUUGCAAUAAAAUUGAGAAUUUGUUUGUUAUUGUCUAGUUGUGUUUUCUAGUGAGUGGACUGUGGAUGUGAACCUCUCUUCUUUUGAUUGGUUCAUGGUAACAUCUACAAUAAAUACAAUAACACAAACAACCAAUGAGUGAGAAUCUUUCUGGUGGAAGGUUAUACCCAAUUCAUUCAAUCUUACCCUAACCUUACCCCCCCCCGACCUGGACGGGCUCAUCCCGCCGGAUACCUGGAGGACUCUAGGUCAACGCCUCCUGUUUGAUCCUGCGGGGGGAACGUUAUGUCGGUUCGGGAGCCCGCAGGGGCCUGUAGUCACAGCGUGGUUCUGUCAGCUCGGUGAUGCCCAUGGAGUCACUGUGGCUCCGUCUUGCUCAUGUCGGAGUCGUGGCGGUGCUAGGUGUUUGCGUGUCUGUGGGUGGUGAAUGAGGAAGUAGACAGACGUGUUAGUGGAGCAGAUGAGUAAAAAAAAUCGUUGACUUAGGUAUACAAGCAUGAAAUUUAGCACAGAUACUCUCUAAGGGCCACUAUUUUAGAAAAAGCUGUUGGCCACUCAAAAAUUCAAUAUGGCGGCCAUUUUUCAAGAUGCUUAUUAUAUCAAUUAUUCAAACAGUGAUCCAAGCAUAAUAUUUUAUACAAAUACUAUCUAACGGACAUGGUAGUGGAAAAAGAUGCUUGUCCCAGUAAAAUUCAAGAUGGCCACCGUUCCUGUCGAAUAUUAUUUAAAUUGUUGAAAUGGUGAUUCAAGCAUACAAUUAGGCAGAAAUACUCUUCAAGGAACACUCGUUUGGAAAAAGGUAUGUGCCACUCAAAAAUUUAGGAUGGUAACCAGUUUCAAGAUGGCCAACAUUUCUGUCAAAUAGUCAUAAUGUCUGCUUUGUCUGCCUCCUGUACUUUGACCUGUCCGGCCUAGUUAAACUUGCCAGGGAUAUAAAAUCCCCGCCAGCAUAGCUCUCAGGUUAAUUGGAGUACACAAGCCUCUCCACCACGGCAAGGUGCAGUCCACAGAGAGGAAGGGCCACUGGGAAGUGGCCAGUAAAAAUUCCGGAUGGAAACCAUUUUUCAAGAUGACUGCCAUUCCUGUCCUAUGUUCAUUGCCACUGUUUCCAAAUAGUGAUACAGAAAAUAUGCCUCUGUUAAGGCCACUUUUCAAAAAAGUUGUAUGGCCAAUAAAAAAUUCAAGAUGGAGACCUUUUUUGGUAGUAUGUACACUGAUGCACACAUGCAUGUUAGCAAAAUAAUCUAAAGGCCACACUUUUAGAAAAGGGCAAUCGCAAAAAUUCAAGAUUCAUUUUUCAAGGUAGGUGUUGCUUUAAUAGUGUACUCUGUUGGGACUGAGUUAAAAGGAAUGAUUGGGAAAAAAAAAAAGUUCUAUUCACAUUUUGACCAGCUCAAAGGCCUUCUGGUUGUUAGACUGUCAAACCUGAGAUUGAGAGGUUGUGCCCUGUAAAAUAACCCCCAUUGUUCACCAAGCUUUUUCCAUUACCAGUCAGCAGGACUCUGCUUCUGGAUGACACUGGGUUGCUUGACCCUAUAUGCAGCCUACCUGAUAUGCAGCACUUUUAGUGUGUUGAAGCAUAGCUACUCUUGUUGGAAGAAGGGCCUCAUAUGGCCUCUGCUUUCGGGCAAACAUGUCAAGUCUAGCCUCAUCUACACUAACAGCUGUGCUUGAUCGAUCAUACAGCAGGACCACAAGGAGGUAUAUUUUGGUAUACUUUUAGUAUGUUAUUCAGCACACCAAAUAUACAAAAUCUUUUGUAUACAUCUUUUGGGGGUUAAGCCAUUUUUUUUCAUAGAUUGACUCACCUAUUCCUUAACACAUUACAUUGACCUCUGACAGAAAUGGUGGCCAUCUUGAAAAUGGUCGCCAUCUUUAAUUUUUGAGAAGCACACACCUUUUCCAUGAGA